AAAAAAAAAACAUUUUUGAGGUUAAAAGGACUCCCAAACACCACAACACCACUGAGUAUUUGCGAUUCGGUAAUCGGAUCAUAACCCCCAAAUUUCACGCAUAGGAAAAUGCCCAACAGGAACAACGACGACGACAAAGGCUUACUAUGGAAGCUGCCGGUGGCCUAUUCUAACAAACUUGGUAAGCUGGGCCCUGCGUUUGGUCUUGGCGCCGGUUGUGGUGUUGGUUUCGGUGUUGGACUGAUCGGAGGUGCUGGAUUGGGUCCUGGAAUCCCCGGUUUACAGCUUGGUUUUGGAUUUGGUGUUGGAUGUGGAGUUGGUCUUGGAUUUGGUUAUGGCGCAGGGAGAGGCAUUGCGUAUGAUGAGAAUAGGAAACACUCAAAUGUAGGGAGGUUAUUCAAUGGACCAGGCAGUAUGCCUACUCAGGAUGAAAUUGGUUAUCUCAUCGAGGAGGUUGUGGUGAACACCAAGAAGCUGAUCAAAGCAACUCACAAAGAGGUGGAAAAGUGGAGACGAUAUUAGCAGCAGAUCUGUCAUGUAUGUGAAUGAAGUUGGUGAUGAUAAAUCCUUGAAAAAUGAAGGAAUCUAUACAUUUUGGUGGAAAACUGUUGCAUUUCUGAUUUAGGUUUCUACAAAGGUGGAAGAUCAAGUACAACUAAACAAAAUCAUCUUUCAGUAAAAAAUGCUUCAUCGAUUAUAAGAUAUGUACCUUUUUUUUUUUGACUUAAUAGACUUCAUGGUUAAGCACUUAAUCUAGACUACUUUUCUGACAACUCCUUUGCCAUUAAAAUUGAUUAAAUCAACUAACAGAGAACAAAUUUGGUGCUAUUGUCAUGUACUCC
This is a messenger RNA of Lactuca virosa, 842 nucleotides long. The record is from the annotation of a GenBank genome assembly. NCBI's taxonomy places the organism in Eukaryota, Viridiplantae, Streptophyta, Magnoliopsida, Asterales, Asteraceae.